AGCCGAGGCAGCCGACCCUGCCACGAUGCUGCUGAAGAAGCCUGCAGGGAAAGGAGGCGCCCUAGAACCGGGCUCCGAGGACCGGAGCCCCGCGGGGCAGCGUUGUGCCCGGACCGUGCCCCCGUGCGCAGCUCUGGCGGCACUCCUGUCAGUGGUGGCCGUCAUGUCUUGUCUGUACCUGGGGGUGAAAACCAACGACCUCCAGGCAAGGAUCGCCGCUCUCGAAUCCGCCAAAGGGGACCCUUCUAUCCAUCUGCUCCCUGAUUGCCUGGAUCAGCUGAAAGCAGUGGUGCAAGAGAAAGUGGAGCGACUUCUGGCUCAGAAAUCCUAUGAACAUAUGGCUAAAAUAAGAAUCGCAAGAGAAGCACCUUCAGAAUGCAACUGCCCAGCAGGCCCUCCUGGGAAACGAGGUAAGAGAGGCCGAAGAGGAGAAUCUGGUCCUCCUGGUCAGACUGGUCCUCAGGGCCCUCCUGGUCCAAAAGGUGAUAAGGGAGAACAAGGUGAUCAGGGACCUCGGAUGGUGUUUCCUAAAAUCAAUCAUGGGUUUCUCUCUGCUGAUCAGCAGCUCAUUAAACGCCGCCUGAUUAAGGGUGACCAAGGACAGGCUGGGCCUCCAGGUCCCCCAGGCCCUCCAGGCCCAAGAGGACCUCCUGGGGACACAGGAAAAGAUGGCCCCCGUGGAAUGCCAGGAGUGCCCGGUGAACCAGGGAAACCAGGAGAACAAGGCUUCAUGGGUCCUUUGGGGCCUCCAGGACAAAAGGGUUCUGUUGGAGCACCUGGAAUUCCAGGGAUGAAUGGGCAAAAGGGUGAGCCUGGGUUGCCUGGAGCAGUAGGACAAGACGGAAUACCAGGGCCAAAGGGAGAACCUGGAGAACGAGGAGAAAAGGGAGAUGCUGGAGAGAGUGGCCCCAAAGGUGACACAGGCGAAAAGGGUGACCCAGGAUCAUCUGCUGCAGGAAUUAAGGGAGAACCUGGAGAAUCUGGUCGUCCAGGGCAAAAGGGUGAACCAGGGCUUCCUGGGCUUCCUGGACUUCCGGGGAUAAAGGGAGAACCAGGUUUCAUUGGUCCUCAAGGAGAGCCAGGCUUACCAGGGUUACCAGGCACAAAGGGUGAGCGUGGGGAGGCAGGGCCUCCUGGAAGGGGCGAGCGAGGGGAGCCUGGAACCCCUGGACAAAAGGGGAAACAAGGUGAAUCAGGAGCUAGAGGCCCAAAAGGGUCAAAGGGUGACCGUGGAGACAAAGGGGACUCUGGAACCCUGGGACCAAGGGGUCCACCUGGUCAGAAGGGGGAUCAAGGAGCCACCGAGAUCAUAGACUAUAAUGGCAACCUCCAUGAAGCCUUGCAGAGGAUUACCACCUUAACUGUCACGGGUCCCCCUGGACCACCAGGACCUCAAGGACUACAAGGGCCAAAGGGAGAGCCAGGAUCUCCAGGAAUCCCAGGAGUUGAUGGAGAGCAGGGACUCAAAGGCUCAAAGGGAGAUGUGGGGGACCCGGGUAUGCCAGGUGAAAAAGGAGGAAUCGGACUUCCUGGAUUACCGGGUGCCAAUGGAAUGAAAGGGGAAAAAGGAGACUCUGGAUUGCCAGGUCCUCAGGGCCCUUCCAUCAUAGGCCCACCAGGCCCACCAGGGCCCCAUGGCCCACCAGGCCCCAUGGGACCCCAUGGACUUCCUGGACCAAAGGGUGAACCAGGGUUAAAUGGUGUUAAAGGAUUGAAGGGUGAACCAGGUCAAAAGGGUGACAGAGGACCCCUUGGUCUUCCAGGAGCAUCUGGCUUAGACGGAAAGCCAGGAGCCCGGGGUACAGAUGGCCCUAUGGGACCCCAUGGCCCUGCAGGUCCCAAAGGAGAAAGGGGUGAAAAAGGAGCUAUGGGAGAGCCCGGACCCAGAGGGCCCUAUGGUCUGCCUGGGAAAGAUGGCGAGCCUGGUCUUGAUGGCUUCCCUGGUCCACGCGGUGAGAAGGGUGAUGUAGGAGAAAAGGGAGAAAAGGGGGAAAAGGGAAAGAAAGGCAAAAAGGGGCCUAAAGGGGAGAAAGGAGAACAGGGUGCCCCUGGAUUAGAUGCACCUUGCCCGUUGGGGCCAGAUGGAUUGCCCAUGCCUGGAUGUUGGCAAAAGUGAUGAAUCUAACCUUCCGAGCAUGAAGUUGUGUAUAUAAUGGUCCACUUUUUAUAUUUAUAAUUGAAAAUUGAAUUGCAGAUUUUACAAGUCUGACAUAUGUUUACAUAGAGCUACUUCUUCCUGUUUGCAGUAGCACACAUGUCUGUCUUUUUUUCGCUUACAUCUGAAAUUGGGCAAUACGUGAAACUAGUGAGAAGCCUGCAAAAAAUAUAGAUCAGUAUCUUAUCUCUUUAUCUUAUGUGAAAAUAUGUGUUUAUAUGGACGUAUCAUUGAUAGAGAAUGAUUGUCCUUGUUAUUUUCUUACUUUGGGCUUGUUAAUUGCAUGGACAAAAGGCGCCAUGAAAUAAUAGUUUACAAGAAAUUGUGACCAAAUAUGGACUCAAAACUAUGAAUAUGUACUACACUGACUGAUUUUAGAGUUUAUCGCCACAUCCCUACUCACCUUCACUAUGACCGUUGAUUCCACACCACCCCCCUGAAACUGACUAAAAACGCAUGACUGUGUGCCAAACCUGUUUGUUGUUAUGCAACUUCAGAUGCUAGCAUGCCACUCGAUGAAUCCUUUGACCACAACUGAGCUUUUAUUUCUUUUGUCAUCUCAAGGGGGUCACACCAUGGCUUAUUGCCAAAAAGAGAUAAGGUGGCGGAGAGUACGCACACAAAUGGUCUUAUAUUUUGAGGGAGUUGUAGUCCCAACUGCAGAUCUACAGCUUCCAAUAUUGUGGGCCCACGUGGCCACCUUGGUUGAAAUAUCAAGGGUUUGAGCUGGUUGUGCCGCAGUUUUCCUUGGGCUGCCCUUGGCAGUGAAGACCAGGCAAGAGGACCGGUUCAGCAUCCUGUGCUGUCUCUCGUGUGACCAAGUAGGAAAGAGGUUUACAAAUGCAGGCACCCAGAACAGCAGACUUUUGAAGAAAAUAAAUUGAAUCCCAGCAGCUGUUUACAUGGGUGCCUUUGGAAAAUGACAGAGACUUACAGCACUUCUUUUGGGUAGAAGAUCGUUGGAAUGGCAGCCCCUGUUUUUGAGGAUGAACAGUGUGGACAGCCCAUCCAAGUUCAGUUUGCUGAAGAAAUCACAUGUCCUGAGAAGGGGUUGGUUGAAAUAACCUCUCCUGAAGAUAUAAGAAGGCUCAUCCCACAAUUUUAACCAAAGCUAAUUUGAGAGCUUCCCUUCUCCUCAAGAGCCAACCCAUUUCCAACAUUUUCUACAAGUUCUAGAAACAGAGAUACUUUCUAUUCUUUUUAAUACUUUCUUUUCUUUCUUAGUCCAAGGAAUACUAAGAAAAGAUUUGUUUCAGCUUUUGUCACAUUGUUUUGAACAAUUUUUUUAAAAGAAAAGUCUUGAAAUCCUAAUAACUUGGUAGCAAGAGUCAAGAUGACCUUUUACUAACUUGUACUCUCUUGUUCUGAAUUGAAAAGAGUAUAAAAGAAACUCCACUUUCAGUUUAGUCAUUGUAAAGUUUCAAAGUUGAACAAUUUUUUCAGUACUUUUUGACUUUUUUUUCAUAUGAGUACUAUAACAUACAUAGUGAUUAUCAGUUAAGAUAAAGUCAAGAUUUGGUCACAUUUGAUAGUAUUAACUCAUUUCAAUUUUUUGUAGUUCUAUUUAGAUCUAAGUUUUGUCUAUAUUUAGAUUUCUUUAUCUUUUUUUUUUACAUUUCUAAAUGUUUAUCUUAUGCGCAGACCAAAUCUGAAAUCUCAGAAAGCUGUGAAAUAUAGUUGCCAAAAAGAGAGUAUUUUUUCAUCACUUGCUCAAAAGUUACCUAACUGUAUUAGACUGAGCAUUUCUUUGCACAGUAAGGUGUUGGUAGCAUAUUUUGAAAUAGCUUAUUCUAAGUCGAGUUCCAUUAGGAGAAACAUUAUCAAUGAGGAGUAGUCACUCUUUCAGCCCAUGGAUAAUAUGAUUUUUCUCCUGACUUAAUGCCAUUUUGUGGGAAAUUUUCUAGUUUCAUGCAUGGGUUUCACCACCAGAGGGGAGAUUAGUUCAUCCUUGGCUUAUGGGAACAACAGUUAAGAUACAAUUAUAAGACAAGAUUCCUAAGAGCCCUAUCUAUGAUCUCUUUCAUGUUAUAUAACCAAAUGCUCAAUUAUAAAAAAAUGCCUUCUUUUAUUUUCAUUAAGUUUUUAAGAUUGGAAAGAUGUUCAAACUAUUAGAUCAAUCUAAUCAGUCACAUUUCUAGUAACAUUCCACAGUCUGAAGCCAAUUUGGCAUUUUUGAAACAACAGAGGGCAUUUUUCUAACCAUGUCUUGUAUGUCAUGGUUAGGAUAAGGUAUUGUUCAGUGUCUGAAACAAUUUGUCUUAAAUGGAUUGGAAAAAUGAGCUAAAACAGGUAGAACUACAGUCUCUUCAGGAAAACAAACAGUAGUGUAUUUGUGAAAAAUCUGGUGGCUGUAUUUAUUUCAUCCUACCUGUCUUUUCUUCUACUCCUCUAGAACAGCAGGUAUUAAGAUGGAUCACUAUUUAAAACUUGCAUAGCUUCAAAAGAGAAUAAUACCUCAAAAGAUUUUAUGUACAAAAAAAAAUGGUUUUUAAAAAUACAGCCCUUUAAGAAUACUGUGCUGUCCUAUGUGUAUAUUGGGUUUUUGCUUUGACUUGACCACGUUGACUUUUAUUCCAUGAUUAAAGGAAGCUGUAAACUUCCAUUACAUUUAUUUCCUUGGGAGAAACAAAGGGAUGAAAGUGGUCCUCUUUGUUCAGUGGAAUUACUAGGUCUUAAUCACUAUGGAUAAUCUUAAACUUUUGGUUACUAAAAUAUUUUCAACCACCCAUUUUGUCAUCAGUAUAGAGAACCCUCAAAUAAUUGCCUAAUGAACUAAUAAAUUACAUCUGCUUAUAUACAUGUUGGCAGAUACAUAUUUUCCUUAGAUUUCUUUCAUUUAAUUUAUAUUAUUGGAUAGAGGAUUGAGAAAAAAUACAUGAAAAACACAUUGGAAAUAAGUCAAGAUUAGGUCAUUUCUGAUAAGCAUCUUUUAAGGAUACCAAAUUGGUAUGUUUUAGCUUUAAAAUUGUUUUUCAUUCAUGUUGGUGCUGAUGUAUUUCUAUUCUUUUUCUUUAUGGACAGUGCAACUCUACUAUGGAUAAUUUCAUUUCUCUGUUUAAUUGCAUUCCUAAACUGUUAGUGUGUUAUUAUGUUUUUAAAGUUUUUGAAUUUGCUGUAAUUAUGGCUCAAUGGCCAGACUUCCUUAAUGUAAAACAAAACAAAACAGUGUACCUGUAGAUAAUGUGUCUUUACUUGGAUCAUGGAUCCUCUUAUUUCAUGUUCUUUUCAUAUACCAUAUGCCUUUUAUCAGCUUUCAUUCUCAUCUUUUAGCUUAUAUGAUGUGAUUAAGUGUGACGAAACCAGAGCUGGACAAGUCUGCAUAUAUUCAUACUGUACCUAACACACAAAUAUGCCAAAUUUUUCUUCUAGUUUUCAUUUUUAUUAUGAAAAGCAGUCUUGAAGAAUUUUUCUUUCUUAUUUGAUUUUAUAGGAAACAUGAGAAUAUCUUGAAUUUCUAUCCCCAGAAAAGUCUGUUCUCGAAUUUACUCUCUGUGCAUGAUGUUCUAAUGGAUCAGUAAGAAUUUAAGCAUCCAAAAGUUCAUUCUACAUGUCCUUUGCUAUUUUGGAAAAUGGUUGAAUCAGCAUGUCAGUACCUAUGGAAAAAUUGUCUUCAGUAUCUUAUAUUUUUAUCACUUAGAAAACGACUUUAAUUUUCCAAGGUUUUUGUUUUUCUAAUGUUUCUAUGGUAGCAUAAAAUCUUAACACCACUUUUUUUUUCCCCUGUAUGUAUUAUCUUGCCCAGAAGUAAGUCAUGUUUGUGUGGUGGGUGGUGUUUUAAUAUCUUCUAAUAAGUGACCACAGGAAUCUGAAAAUAUUGAUAUUUUUCUCUUUCUUGAUAAGCAAGUUAUAUUAAUGAUUGACAUUACCAAAAAUGAACUUAGUUCUAACUUCUGCCAAAACGAAACAACAAAACAAAAACCCUGUUAUCUCUAGAAAGUCAAGUCCAUAGCAAUCUAAUCUUAUGUUCUCAUAAAUAACAAGUAAGAAUAAUUAUAUGUUUUAUUCUGGCUAUUAAAAUCAUUCAUUCCUAGUGGAAUUCACAUGUUUGACCAAUUAUGAUGCUACUGACCUUUACUCCCUAUUUCUUCCCACUUUUGUUGAAAUAUGUUCAUAUUGGCUAAAUUUACUAUACGCCAUUAACAGAGAUAACCCUUCCAACUUAAAUUUUUAGUGGAUUUCGUUUUUGCUGAUCCAAUGCUGAAACAGUUUAAUGGCAUGUAUGGUUUUUUGGAGUGUAUUUAAAUGAGUAAGAUCCCCUGUGCUGCUUGUUGACAGAGCUGCCCUUUGGCAAUAGGAGGACUUUUUCAACCUGACCUGUUACGAUUUCUUGAUAACAAAGAAAGUACCAUUUCUCAAAAUGCAGGAUAUUUUCACAUAUCUCAGCAAUAUUAACAAAUUGGAUUCACAAAAGAAUGUCUUACAUAUUGACAUUUAUGUGAAUAUUCUUUAUACUGUUGUAAAUGUUUCAUGCAACGUAACAUUUUUAAAAGAUGUAUGUAUCUGAUUUUCCUUUAGAAAAUAUUAUAUUUUUAUUUGUGUUUUUUACAUUUUAAAGUUCAUCUCUAUGUGCAGCUAUUUUUAUAUUGCCAAAAAAAUCACAAAUACAAAAUAAGAGGAAAAUGCAAAAAAAAGAAAUAUUUUGGCAAGGAUUAUGCUGCGUAUUUUUCUUAAUGUUUUGUGGGCCAGUCUCAUGUAAUUGAUUAUUUUGAGAAUAUGUUGUGUCUUAUCGCUGUAAAUAUGGCACAAACCUGUUUUUCUCAGUAGUGUAAAUAAUUGAAAGAUUGAAUUCUCUCUGUUUGAUUUCUCAUUUGAAUUUCAUUAUAAUUUCUCCAGCUGACAUUGCUGAAUCAGAAGAUACGUGUGGUUUUCAAUUUCCAGUUUGGAAAUAAUUGCAUUGUGUUCAAUUUCUAAUUUGUUUUUAUUUGUUUUUUUAACUUGUUUACAGUGUUCCUAGUUUGUGAGAAGUUGAUCUUCAGAAUUAUUUUUACACUAUUUAUGACUUAUUUUCAUAAUGUAAAAAGUGUGUAAUUAUUACAAUAUUAAUCCAAACAAUGGUAAUGAAUUGUAUUGUUAUAAAGUUUUAUUGAUGUUCUUGAA
Messenger RNA from Hipposideros armiger (great roundleaf bat), 7252 nucleotides. RefSeq names its product collagen type XXV alpha 1 chain (gene COL25A1). The record is from RefSeq and is a predicted model, not a curated record. Bases 26 to 2116 code for a protein of 696 amino acids. NCBI's taxonomy places the organism in Eukaryota, Metazoa, Chordata, Mammalia, Chiroptera, Hipposideridae. The transcript has 39 exons.